CGUAAAAAUUUUUACAUGUUUUGACUUCUAACCCCGAACGAGACAUCGACCGAUUCGAUAACGUUGCGAACAAGUAUCGGAUCGGUAUUGUCCCUAUCUAGGAGACUAUUACGUGGUCUGCGUUUGACAUCUGCGCAUUUCUCAUGCUCGUUCGGAGGAAAAAUCAAAACAAUCAAUAUGGCGGACCCGAACAACGAAGCUGCAUCGUCGAGUAGCGUUUCGGAGCAGGUCCCCCCGGCCACUCCAAUUCGCGACGAUCUUGAAAAAAUAGAGGAUUUUCUUGAACCUGACAAAAAACGCCGUAAAGUGUCACGGAACGAUGGGAAAACCGAGCAAAAGUUGGAACACCGCCUGGGCGGCAUCCUCUGCUGCGCAGUUUGUCUUGAUUUACCCAAGGCGACCGUUUAUCAGUGUACAAAUGGACACUUGAUGUGUGCCGGUUGCUUCACUCAUGUCCUCGCAGAUGCCAGGCUAAGAGAUGAAAUGGCAACAUGCCCCAACUGCAGAAUCGAGAUCAGCAGAACAUCUCCAUCUCGAAAUUUGGCAGUUGAAAAAGCAGUAUCUGAAUUGCCAGCAGAAUGUCAAUAUUGUGCAAAGGAAUUCCCAAGGAAUUCCUUGGAACGCCAUGAAGAGACCAUGUGUGAAGAAAGAAUAUCCAGCUGCAAAUACAGUAGAAUCGGUUGUCCUUGGCGUGGACCAAAUCAUGAACGUCCAGAACACGAAACCCACUGUGUACAUCCUCAUCGUUCAGGGUUGGAUGUCAUGGAAGCUCUACGUGAUAUUGAUGCCCGUACUCUUGAAGAACGUAGGCUGUAUGACAAUGUCUUUGAUCUUUUGUCCUACGAGAAAAUCACAUUUAACGAUUUACAAAUGAAGCCAUAUCGUACGGACGAGUUUAUUCAUAAACUGUUUUAUGAAACUUCUCGUUUUACGGCGUUUAACAAUCAAUGGGUUGUAAAAGCAAGAAUCAAUAAUAAUCAAUGUGAUCCUUCUCAAAGUUUAGAAAGAGACAUGACUUAUCAAUUGAUUUUAAAAACAAAAACAAUGUAUCCACUACCGCUUCAUUAUUUGAUAUUGAAAGGACCUUUUGGUGACAUGAAAGUACAACCAAGAAUACACAAAUUCGAGUUCACUGACCAAGAAAAUGAAAGUCCUUACUUACCUUUACCCUUACCUGAUACGGCAGAGUGCAAUAGACUUCUUGCUGCGAGAGCUAUUAGUUUCAGACUAAUAAUGUUCCUGGCAUCCAAGUAGUUCAACAGAAGAAUUGCUACUGUCCAGAUUUUACGGAAAAUGAAUUAUAAUUGACACAACUUUUUAGAUUUAACAGUGAUAAAAACAUAGAUUACACAGAGGUUUAUAACCAAUUAUUAGUAGUGUUUAACCGUAACGAUAAUAAAGAUAAAGAUGCUAAUUCUACUGUAGUUUACACACAUAUAACAUUGAGGAAAAGUUACAUUUCGUUAAUAUCGCGAAUAGUACGACACAGAAAGUACAGCAAAAGUAAUGUGCAAACUUUUGGAGGAAUGUGCAAUAUUCGAUUUCAUUUUUAAUUUCUGUUGGGAAAUUCCUUUUUGUCGUGUCUUUCAAUUCACUCAAACUUUACAUAGAUCAUAUAGUUAGACAAGUGUAUUAAAUUGCAUUGGUAUUGGUAAGUAUACUUGAAGAAUAUUUAAAAGAAAUAUUAUAUUUUUCAAGUAGUCCGUCGCCGAUGAAAGUGAACAAUU
Eufriesea mexicana is the source of this 1727-nucleotide messenger RNA. RefSeq names its product cysteine and histidine-rich protein 1 homolog. NCBI's taxonomy places the organism in Eukaryota, Metazoa, Arthropoda, Insecta, Hymenoptera, Apidae. The transcript has 6 exons. Gene Ontology annotation, cellular component: nucleus. Gene Ontology annotation, molecular function: zinc ion binding. The record is from RefSeq and is a predicted model, not a curated record.